This is a messenger RNA of Neoarius graeffei (lesser salmon catfish), 1938 nucleotides long. RefSeq names its product tripartite motif-containing protein 16-like. Lineage: Eukaryota; Metazoa; Chordata; Actinopteri; Siluriformes; Ariidae. The coding region runs from base 3 to 1694 and encodes 563 amino acids. Gene Ontology annotation, molecular function: zinc ion binding; protein binding. The record is from RefSeq and is a predicted model, not a curated record. The transcript is spliced from 6 exons.
AAAUGGCCGAGGCCAGUAUUUCAGUAGCUCAGGACCAGUUCAUGUGUCCAGUGUGUCUGGAUCUCCUGAAGGAUCCGGUGACUAUCUCCUGUGGUCACAGUUUCUGUAAGGUGUGUAUUAAUGGCUGCUGGGAUCAGGAGGAUCAGAAGGGUGUCUACAGCUGUCCUCAGUGCAGAGACACUUUCACGACAAGGCCUGUUCUACGCAGAAACAACAUGCUGGAUGAAGUGGUGGAGAAACUGAAGAAGACUGAAGUCCAAGCUGCUUCUCCUGCUCACUGUUACGCUGGACCUGGAGAUGUGGAGUGUGAUUUCUGCACCGGGAGAAAACACAAAGCCGUCAAGUCCUGUCUGAUGUGUUUGGCUUCUUAUUGUGAAACUCAUCUGAAACCUCACUAUGAAGUUUCUUCAUGGAAAAAACACACAUUAAUUGAAGCCUCAGCAAAACUCCAAGAGAAGAUCUGCUCUGAACAUGGUGAAGUGCUGAAGAUCUACUGUCGUACUGAUCAAACCUGCAUCUGUUAUUUGUGUACAAUGGAUCAUCACAAAGGUCACGACACCAUCACAGCUGCAGCAGAAAGAGCUGAGAAACAGAGUGAGUUAAAGGAGGAGCAGAUGAAAUCCCAGCAGAGAAUCCAGGAGAAGCAGAAGAAGGUGCAGGAGCUGAAACAGGCUGUGAACACUAUAAAGCUCAGUGCACAGACAGCAGUGGAGGACAGUGAGAGGAUCUUUACUGAGCUGAUCAGCUCCAUGGAGAAAAAGCGCUGGGAGGUGACGGAGCUGAUCAGAGAUCAGGAGAAGGCUGAACUGAGUCGAGCUGAACGACUCCUGGAGCAACUGGAGCAGGAGAUUGCUGAUCUUCAGAGGAGAGUCACUGAGCUGGAGCAGCUUUCACACACACACGAUCACAUCCAUUUCCUCCAGGUUUUAGCUUCUGGACGUCGCUCUCCUCAAUUACACAGACCAGAUUUUCACACAUCAAGCGUCACUGUCCAUCAACAUCUCUCAUUUGAUGGAGUGAGGAAUUCUCUCUCAGAUCUGAAAAAGAGACUCGAGGAAUUCUGUGAGGAGGAAUUCAACAAAAUCCCUCCACAUGCUGCAGCAGUUCAGAUCAUUUCAGAACCAGAACCACAGAGCAGAGAAGACUUUCUGAAAUAUUUCUGUUAUCUGACUCUGGAUCCCAACACGGCACAUCGUCUCCUCAUUCUGUCUGAGAAGAACAGAGCGGUGAGAGACAGUGGGAGAGAGCAGCGUUACUCUGAUCAUCCAGAGAGAUUUGAUUACUGGGAGCAGGUGUUGUGUAAGGAGAGUGUGUGUGGACGCUGUUACUGGGAGGUGGAGCGGAGCGGUGCUGGUGUGUCCAUAUCAGUUUCAUAUAAAGACAUCAGCAGGAAAGGACGGGGUAAUGAGUGUGGGUUUGGAUUCAACAAUCAGUCCUGGAGUCUGUGGUGUUCUUCUUCUUCUCUCUCUUUCUAUCACAACAGCAUUAAGACUGAUCUCAGAGUUCCAUCACCCUCCAGAAUAGGAGUGUAUGUGGAUCACAGUGCAGGAACUCUGUCCUUCUACAGCGUCUCUGACACGAUGAAGCUCCUCCACAGAGUCCACACCACAUUCACUCAGACUCUAUACGCUGGGUUUGGGUUUAGGUACUCCUUGUUUUCUGGUUCUGCAGUGAGAUUGUGUGAUCCAGAAUAAAAGUGUGUAGUGUUUUCUGUAAAAUUCCUGCAUGUUGCCACGUUGUUGCUCAGUCGUCUGUUUCACUAGAACACAAUCCAGCUGCACAAAAACACUCAUUUUAAUAUUUUAAUUAAAACAGAUGAAUAAUUUAAAAUAAUUAAAAAGGAAAUGUUAAAAAUUAACUGUCAGACAAGAAACUCGUCAAAUUUAAAAAGAAAAUGAUCUCAUGACCUUCACAUUAUAAAGUUCUGUUUGUUUCAUA